AUGCUAGGGCUGAAGGUGGCUAAGCCACUGGCCAAACCACGUGUCAAUGUGAAGAGUGCAGAGAGGAGUUUGGGCAGUUUGGCCAAAUCGUUUCCUUCUAGGUGGAAGGUGGAGGGGUCUCAUUGUAUCACCAACUUUCCCCAGAAAACCGCGUUUGCUGAAUAUGUGAGGAAACACCAGGACCCCAAAAGCCUCAAAUUGGCGUGUUUUGAUCUAGACGGGACACUCGUAAACACUAAGUCUGGAUCUAAGUUUGCUCGAGGGCCUGGUGACUGGUACUGGUUUGACAAUGCUAAGGCUAAGGUAACGGAGGAGAUUGAGAAGGGUACGAUAUUUGUGAUCUUUACAAAUCAGGGUGGCGUCAUUGCCACUCAGGGUGAACCGUCAAAAUCUUACACAAACUUGAAGGAGAGAAUCAACCAGGUAGUGGCUUCUUUGGGCCCGAUACUGGAUAAUGCCAUAGUGGUUGCAGCACCAAAAAGGCCAAAGGGGAAGCAAAAAGUGAUUAGCUCUGAAGAGAAACAUAACCGUAUGCGAAAGCCAGCCAUUGGCAUGUGGGAGAGGGUAGAGGAGUACCUCAAUAAUGUGUUUGAUGAAUGCGCCAUAGAUAAGGAGAAGUCCUUCUACGUGGGGGACGCAGCUGGAAGAGAGUUGGACUUUCUGGACUCCGACAAGGCAUUUGCAGAGGCUGUGGGUAUCCCGUUUCUUACUCCAGAGGAGUUCUUCAAGUGA
Candidozyma duobushaemuli is the source of this 732-nucleotide messenger RNA. RefSeq names its product polynucleotide 3'-phosphatase. NCBI's taxonomy places the organism in Eukaryota, Fungi, Ascomycota, Pichiomycetes, Serinales, Metschnikowiaceae. Gene Ontology annotation, biological process: DNA repair. Gene Ontology annotation, molecular function: double-stranded DNA binding; polynucleotide 3'-phosphatase activity; ATP-dependent polydeoxyribonucleotide 5'-hydroxyl-kinase activity. Bases 1 to 732 code for a protein of 243 amino acids. The record is from RefSeq and is a predicted model, not a curated record. The transcript has a single exon.